Folsomia candida is the source of this 545-nucleotide messenger RNA. RefSeq lists its product as uncharacterized. The record is from RefSeq and is a predicted model, not a curated record. The coding region runs from base 108 to 476 and encodes 122 amino acids. The transcript is spliced from 2 exons. Lineage: Eukaryota; Metazoa; Arthropoda; Collembola; Entomobryomorpha; Isotomidae.
UAAGAACGGAAGAUGACCAUUCUGAUUCGAGUGAUAAUGAUCCGCAGCCCAAGAAGCGUAAGAAAUCUAUAGCGAGAACAAAAAAGGCUCGAAACAAACCACUAACAAUGAAGGCGUCGCAGUUGGAUUGCUCGGAGAGUCUUAUUCUGUUCCGGCCUAAAAACACUAGUGUCGCAAGCAUCUUAGCAGAAAGCAAGCAGCCGGCACCUCAUAUUGUGGGUCUUGGAACAAUUUAUGACGUCAAGAUAGAAGAGUUCUUCGUAAUUAUCAACAAGACGGCGGUGCCACGCGGACCAAGCUUCAUGGUGGCUCUGGAUACUUAUCUAAAAAGUACAACCGUUCUUUAUAUACCCCCACCGAUCGAAUCUUAUAAUCACUGGAUGUUCAUGCAGCAUGGAAUUGCUGGAAAGCCGGCCGAUAACCCUCUUCCUCCUGUUGUUCAAGCACUCAUUGGACAAAUUAUGCCACGAAUUUAAUAAUUCUUUAUUUAAAUGACUUAAUUAUAAUUUGAAUAUUUCAGUAAUUUCGGUUGUAACUUAAUGUUG